Molecule: messenger RNA, 1952 nt
Organism: Oryza brachyantha (malo sina)
Lineage: Eukaryota; Viridiplantae; Streptophyta; Magnoliopsida; Poales; Poaceae
Product: AP2-like ethylene-responsive transcription factor AIL1
Exons: 9
Coding region: 1-1587 (528 amino acids)
Biological process (GO): regulation of DNA-templated transcription
Molecular function (GO): DNA-binding transcription factor activity; DNA binding
Source: RefSeq, a predicted model, not a curated record
AUGGACAUGAACAAUGGCUGGCUUGGAUUCUCCUUGUCUUCUUCCUCGGCGAGGGGUUACGGAGACGGCGGCGGCGAGGGGAACAAUGGAGGUGGCGAUGCAGAUGGAUCCUGCUCGUCGCCUGUCGCAGCCUCACCUCUCGUGGCUAUGCCGUUGCACUCCGAUGGAUCUGUGCAGUACGACGCUCCAGAUUGGAGGCAUGCAGAGGCCAAAGACCCCAAGCUUGAGGACUUCAUGAGCGUCAGCUACAGCAACAACAAAAGCAGUGACCUGUACAGCAGCAGCCACGUCGACCAGCUCAAAUACCAUCAUGUCCAUGACGUCCAGGCCUUCUCGAGCCCGUACUUCCACGGCCAUGGCGGCAGCGGCAACGUUGGUGGCAUUGACAUCAACAUGAAUGCGCCACCGGCAUGCACCGUCGUCCUGCCGGACCAGCGAGUGCCUCCGCCGCAAGACCAUCACUUCCUGCCUCACCACCACGCCCAGUACUUCCUGGGCCCACAGAACCCAAUGCCGGCGCCGAUGUACAACACCGCCGGCGGCGGCGGCGGCGUCGUCGACGGCUCCAUGUCGAUCUCCGGCAUCAAGUCAUGGCUCCGGCAGGCAAUGUACGUGCCGGACCGGUCCUCGGCGCUGUCACUCUCCGUGCCGGCCGCGGCUCCGCCGAGCGAGCCGGCGCCGGCAAUGCCGGUGGUCCGCAAGCCCACCCAGACGUUCGGGCAGAGGACGUCCCAGUUCCGUGGCGUCACGAGACAUAGAUGGACUGGAAGAUACGAGGCUCACUUGUGGGACAACACUUGCAGAAAAGAAGGCCAGACCAGGAAAGGAAGGCAAGUUUACUUAGGUGGCUAUGACAAGGAGGAGAAGGCUGCAAGGGCUUAUGAUUUGGCAGCACUCAAGUACUGGGGUCCAACUACUCACAUAAAUUUCCCAUUAAGCACAUACAAGAAGGAGCUGGAGGACAUGAAGCACAUGACAAGGCAAGAGUUCAUUGCCCACUUAAGAAGGAACAGCAGUGGCUUCUCGAGGGGAGCAUCCAUGUACAGAGGAGUGACGAGGCAUCACCAGCACGGGAGAUGGCAGGCAAGGAUUGGGAGGGUGGCAGGGAACAAGGACCUGUAUCUUGGCACCUUCAGCACGCAGGAGGAAGCGGCGGAGGCGUACGACAUAGCGGCGAUCAAGUUCCGCGGCCUGAACGCCGUGACCAACUUCGACAUCAGCAAGUACGACGUGAAGCGCAUCUGCUCCAGCACGCACCUCAUCGGUGGCGACCUCGCGUGCCGGCGCUCCCCGACGCGCGUGCCCGACGCGCCGGCGCCCGGGGCCAGCGCCGAUCGCUCCGACGCCCAGGGCGACCUGAGCGGCGGCGCGUCGGACAACUCGGACGCCUCCGACAGCCACCGCGGCGCGCACCUACUGCACGGCCUGCAGUACGCGCACGCCAUGAAGUUCGAGGCCGGCGAGAGCAGCGGCGGAGGAGGCAGCAGCAACUGGAUGGCCGCCGCCGCCGCCGCCGCGGCGCGCCCGGUCGCCGGCAUCCCGACCACCGUGCACCAGCUCCCGGUGUUCGCGCUGUGGAACGACUGAUUUUUAGCUACUGUACCGCACGCGCGCGUCGUCGCACGUACGUAGUUAGCGCCAUACUGCCAUUUGCAUGGUACUAGUGCUUUCUUGUGCACUAGCGGCUAGUGAAACUGCUACGCAUGUGACGACCGGCCGUGGCACGUCGCGUCGCGUGGUACGCAUACUGUGAGCCCAAAGCAAGCUGCAGCAGGCCCGGCGCGUGAUGCAUGCAUGUCGCAUCGCACGGUUGUCAUCUCCCUCCGGAGGUAGCAACAAUUUUGCCGCGUUUUGUAACGGUUUAACAUGCCCGGAUCCAUGCAUUGCCUAGCUCCACCGGGAAAGCAGCACACGAAUUCUCCGGAUUCGCAGUACCCGAUUACUUCCUUCUG